This is a messenger RNA of Pseudozyma hubeiensis SY62, 606 nucleotides long. RefSeq lists its product as hypothetical. Gene Ontology annotation, molecular function: calcium ion binding. Lineage: Eukaryota; Fungi; Basidiomycota; Ustilaginomycetes; Ustilaginales; Ustilaginaceae. Gene Ontology annotation, biological process: mitotic actomyosin contractile ring assembly. Gene Ontology annotation, cellular component: myosin II complex. The coding region runs from base 1 to 606 and encodes 201 amino acids. The record is from RefSeq and is a predicted model, not a curated record. The transcript is spliced from 3 exons.
AUGUCGGAUCGCCUGGUCUCAGCCGUUCUUCUGGAAAUUUUGAUUGAGAGACGGAUCCGCAUCUUCCAACGAGUUGAUCUACGAAUCGGCACCCUGGCUGUCUCACAAAUUCUAGGUGCAGGUCAUCACCGUCCACUACCUACCACCACCACAUCCUCAUCUUGGAAACAAACGUUGUUCACAAUGUCCGACGCAGAGUACAAAGAAGCCUUCGCCCUGUUCGACAAAAAGGGAACCGGCACCAUCUCGCGUGAAUCGCUCGGCGACCUCCUCCGCGCCCUCGGCCAGAACCCAACCCAGGCAGAAGUUGCCGACCUCGCCAAUUCCUCCCCCAAGGACAUCGACUACUCCUCCUUCCUCAACAUCCUCAACCGUCCGAACGGCUUCAAACCCGCGGGCACUCCGGAGGAGUUCAUCCGCGGCUUCCAGGUUUUCGAUAAGGACGGAAAUGGUUUCAUCGGAGCAGGAGAGUUGAGGUACGUGUUGACGAGUUUGGGAGAGAAGCUGAGCGAUGAUGAGAUGGACGAGUUGUUGAAGGGAGUGCAGGUUCACCCGGACGGCAACAUUCAUUACGAGAGCUUUGUUAGGCAGAUUCUUAGUCAGUAA